UCAGAAAGUGCUGAAGAUCAGUUUUAGCUGGAGAUGUUUAUUUUCUUUGUAUUGCACAAUAAACUUUGAGCAAACAGUUUCCUGUUCCUCUUCCUAGGGUUUAUAUCUAUCUAUCUAUCUAUCUAUCUGUGUUUGAACACAAAGAAGAUGGAGAGAAACAGAUCAAACCAGGGCUAUCAGAUGAUGUUGGUGAGAGCAUUCUGACUAACACUUCUCUCUUGAUGCCCAGUGAUGGGAAACCAAAGCAGCAGAAUCAGUGACUUGCUUUUACAAGCCCUCGACAACCUUUCUCAGGAAGACUUGAAAAGAUUUAAAGACAAACUAUCACAUUCUGACUUUGAGGGGAAAGGUACCAUCCCCCGAGGUCGGCUGGAGAAUGCCGACAGGAUAGAUACGAAGAACCUUCUGAUGGAAUUCUAUAGUGGAGACGCUGCAGUAGAUGCAACCAUAGAGAUUUUCACUCAGAUCAACCUCCGAGAUUCUGCUGCAAAACUCAAAGAAGAAAGAGAGAAAGAGUUUCAUCAGAGUCAUAACCCAUCACAGUUGUCAGCAAAAGGCUACAAGAAGAAGUAUAAAGAAGAUAUUAAAAAGAAAUACAAGCUAAUAAAAGAUAUGAACAGUCGUUUUGGUGACAAUAUGAUUCUAAACAGAAGAUACACAAACCUCACUAUUGUAGACAGACCUCGUCAGGCAAAGGAGAGAGAACAUGAAAUAAUGGCUGUAGGAUGGAGACAUGCAGAAGUCAUGACUGAACGAGCUAGUUCUGCAAUUACACUGGCCAACCUCUAUAAACCUGAUAAAGAUGGACAAACUCCACAAGUCGUUGUGCUGCUAGGAGCUGCUGGGAUUGGGAAAACAAUGACUGCAAGAAAGAUCAUGUACGAUUGGGCAGCCGGGGAACUCUAUAAGAAAAAGUUUGAUUAUGUUUUCUACAUCAACUGCAGGGAAAUGAACCUUCUUAAUGAGAAGGGAAGUGUGGCUGACAUGAUUUUUAAAAGUUGGCUUAAUACAAAUGCACCAGUUAACCACAUUCUGGUGAAUCCAGAAAAACUCCUGUUCAUAAUAGAUGGGUUUGAUGAACUGAGAUUUUCCUUUGAUCAGCCUAAAGAUAAUCUGUGCACUGAUCCCUGGGAGAAGAAGCCAAUGGAAAUCCUCCUGAGCAGUUUAUUUAGGAGAACAGUUGUUCCUGAAUCCUACCUGAUGAUCACUACAAGACCAGCUGCUCUGGAGAAACUCGAGCAAUGUUUGGAAUGCUCACGUUAUGCAGAGAUCCUGGGGUUUUCCGAAGCUGAGCGGGAGGAAUAUUUCCACAAGUUCUUUGGAAAUGAAAACCAAGCAAGACAAGCUUUACGAUUUGUGAAAGCAAAUGAAAUUCUUUUCACCAUGUGCUUUGUCCCCUUCGUAUGUUGGAUCAUCUGCACAGUUCUGAAACAACAGCUUGAAAAAGGUGAGAAUCUCACACAAACUUCAAAAACAGUCACUGGAGUGUAUAUGCUCUACCUUUCCAGUUUAGUUAAGCCUCUCAGCAACAAUACGAAGCAACACUUAUAUGGAAAUCUGAGGGGACUUUGCUCCUUGGCUGCUGAUGGAAUUUGGAAACAAAAGAUACUGUUUGAGGAAGAAGAAAUCAAGAAGUUUGGCUUAGAUCAAGAGAACUCUCUCCCCCUCUUUUUGAAUGAGAAUAUUUUUCAAAAAGAAACUGACUGUGAAUGUCUCUACAGCUUCAUUCACUUAAGCUUUCAGGAGUUUUUUGCAGCUUUGUUAUAUGUCCUGGAGGAAGAUGAAACAACAGAUUCAGGGAUUCCCAAGAAAGAUGUGAAAACGUUGUUAGAAAGCUAUGGAAACUCUAAAAAUUAUUUAAUGUUAACAGUGCGAUUCCUGUUUGGGCUAUUAAAUGAAGAAAGAAUGAAGGACCUGAAAGAAAAAUUUGGGUGUAAACUUUCACCUAAAAUUAAGGCAGAUUUACUGAAGUGGGUUCAAGCAAACCAACAAACAGAUUUAACCUUGCCCUGUGUUCAUGAGGGGAUUUAUCAAAGUUAUCAGCUUGACUUGUUUCACUGUGUGUAUGAGAUGUAUGAAGAAGAUUUUGCCGUUAAUGCAUUGGAUCACUUCACUGUACUGAAGUUAAAUCAAAAUAAAUUUACCCAGAUGGAUCAAAGGGCUCUUUCAUUCUGUGUAAAGCAUUGUCGUAGUCUGGAGUCACUUUGUAUAUAUGACUGUACAUUUAGUUUAGAAGACCGUGAGGAAGAACUCCCAAGACGACAAAAGUGGCUACAUCAGAAACACCACCAGGAUAAGCCAAAGCAUUCACCUAUUUACCUGCUCUGUCAAGCACUGAAGUAUCCAAACUGUAAAUUAAAGAAGCUAGAGUUUUGUGAUUGCCAUUUGACAGCUGCUUGCUGUGAGGAUCUCUCCUCUAUUCUUGGUACCAAACAGACCUUGGUUGAGUUGUGCUUGGCAGGAAACAGCCUGGGAGAAUCAGGAGUGAAGCUGCUGUGUGAGGGACUGAAGCAUGCAAACUGCAAACUGCAGAAACUAGGAUUGAAGGCUUGUGAAGUCUCAGCUGCUUGUUGUGGGGAGCUCUCUUCCGCUCUCAACACCAACCAGCUGCUAACAGAACUGGACCUGAGUGAUAAUCAACUGGGAGCCUUGGGAAUGCAGCUGCUGUGUGAAGGACUGAAACAGCCGAAUUGCAAACUGCAGAGACUAGUGUUGAGAUUUUGCAGUCUCACAGGCACUUGCUGUGGGGAUCUCUCCACUGUUCUCAGCACCAGCCAGAGCCUGACAGAGCUGGACCUCAGUUAUAAUUUUUCUCUGGGAGAGGUUGGAGUUCAGCUGCUGUGUGAGGAACUGAAACAUCCAAACUGCAAAUUACAGAUUCUAGGGUUAGAGGGGUGCAGACUCUCAGCUGUGUGUUGCGGGUUUCUCUCCUCUGCUCUCAGCACCAGCCAUGCCCUUGCAGAGCUGAACCUUUGGGGGACGAAGCUGGGAGAUUCAGGAGUGCAGGUGUUGUGUGAGGGACUGAGACAUCCCAACUGCAAACUGCAGAAAAUACUGUUGGGGAGUUGCAGCCUCACAGCUGCUUGCUGUGGGGAUCUCUCCACUAUUCUCAGCACCAGCCACAGCCUGACAGUGCUGGAACUGGCGGAUAACAAACUAGGGGAUUCAGGCGUGCAGCUGCUGUGUGAAGGACUAAAACAUCCGGACUGCAAACUGCAGAAACUAGUACUGGGGUAUUGUGAUCUCACAGUUGCUUGUUGUGGGGAUCUGUCCUCUGUUCUCAGCACCAGCCAGACCCUGACAGAGCUUGGCGUAAGGUGGAACAACCUAGGAGAUUCAGGAGUGCAGCUGCUGUGUGAAGGAUUAAAACAUCCAAACUGCAAAUUACAGAUACUGCAACUGAGCGGUUGCCAUUUCACAGCUGCUUGUUGUGGGGAUCUCGCCUCUGCUCUCAGCACCAGCCAGACACUGACAGAGCUGAUUUUGGGAGAGAAAACAAUGGACAAUUCAGGUGUAAAACAGUUGUGUGAAGGACUGAAACAUCCAAACUGCAAAUUGCAGAAAUUGGGCUUGAGCAGUGUCAAUGUAAAUGAAGAAACACAGAGAGAGCUAGAUGCUGUGAAAAAGAGGAAACCUGAUAUGGUCAUAUGUGUAUGGAAGAAUUGGUGAGCAGGAGCCAUUGCACCGACACCGCUCUGGCCUGGCUGUCAUCCUGCUAGCUGGGACAGCAGCUUGGGACAGGACCUGCCCCUUUUAAGGCAUCUCUGGUAUCACCAAGGAGUCCAGAUAUAUAUUCUCCUGCUAGUGCUAAGAGUGAGAACCUCACACUAUGGGGAAAAUAUGCUCCCGUUUUGUGAGCUUGUUGAAUUUACGCAUUCAGCCUCCACAGGCGCAGGACUGGAAGAGCUGGUCUACACUGGGGGGCCGGGGGGGAAUCGAUCUAAGAUAUA
This is a messenger RNA of Gopherus evgoodei (Goodes thornscrub tortoise), 3950 nucleotides long. RefSeq names its product NACHT, LRR and PYD domains-containing protein 3-like. Gene Ontology annotation, cellular component: cytoplasm. Gene Ontology annotation, molecular function: protein binding. The transcript has 13 exons. Bases 232 to 3669 code for a protein of 1145 amino acids. The record is from RefSeq and is a predicted model, not a curated record. Lineage: Eukaryota; Metazoa; Chordata; Testudines; Testudinidae.